Messenger RNA from Oncorhynchus keta (chum salmon), 2885 nucleotides. RefSeq lists its product as uncharacterized. Lineage: Eukaryota; Metazoa; Chordata; Actinopteri; Salmoniformes; Salmonidae. The transcript has 14 exons. The coding region runs from base 1367 to 2395 and encodes 342 amino acids. The record is from RefSeq and is a predicted model, not a curated record.
AUUUGGUCUGGAGAAGCACACACAACUUUGAAAACAGCUCUCCAAAGGCUCUUCCAACAGAAACAUCUGUCUGCCACGAUCCAUGGUCAUAGGAUGAAGUGACUUCUGCAGUGGACUGAACACAUGCUAACCUACCUGUAAACUCAUUGCAUUCCCAAAUCGAUAUUUCUCUCCCUUCUGAAAAUUGAGUUUGGAGUUCCAGCUGGCAGGCAGGAUGUAGAUGUGAUUAUCAGUAGCAACAAGGCCAUGUAGAGGUUGGGUAUAACCCUGUUACAUCCUCCCUGCCUCUUAGCCUGGCCUCCCAUCCCUGCCUGCCUCCCCUCUCUGCCCUGGGCCCCCUUCUGCUUUAUUGGAUCACAAUCAAUAUGGAGACCUGGUGAUGAAGUACAUCAUUAGUCUGGGGCCUGGGCUACGGUCUUCAUCUCACCAUCCUACCGCUAUGCCAAAGAGCACUUCUCCUGCUUUAACUUGACACUACUUACACUCUGUUAAUAAGGAGGAUGUGGUUGAGAUCUCAUUAUGUUGUACAAUUGUUCAAAAAACAGUUGGGUGUACAAGAGGAGGAAAUGCACAAUUAUGAGUUAUAGAUAUCUAUGGCCUGUAUCUAUGAUAGAGAGUGAUACAUUUUAAAGAGGAUUUUUGGGGAGCAUUUCAAUCCCACAUUUGGGCAGACGAGGAAUCUCUGGAUGUUGUUUCUGUUGCUGUAUGUUGUAGUCAGUAAACUGUGAUCAGGUUGUCACUGAAUCGUAACUGGAUGUUAGCCAGGAAGCACAGUCACAUACUGUAGUAUUCCAUCCCUUCUGAUAACAUUCCCCCUGCUGAUUGAAUUAAAGCUCACUCAGGGCUCAUUUCAGUGAACUAGUUAUCUGAGGGGGAGAUCUGUAACAGACACAGUACUAAUGACUAAAGGUUGUGUGUGGGGCUGAGGGGAUGAGUGCAUUUAUAGAACAGUGAUGGUUCCAUGACCACACUUGUGUGAUGAGCAUCCUUGUCUGAGACCUGAAGAGUUGCAUUGCAUGCAGGUAUACAUGCAUCCGUUCUGUCCCUGUCGGUCACACUUAAGAAUUGUCCCAGUGUUUUUUAUUUUCAUUUGAGAGGAAAGCAAGUUGAGAUCAUUGAUUCCGUGCCCCUGUUGUUCUUUUGAGUUACACACGGUCAAUGUUAAAUAAUACAUAUCAUCCUCCAGGUCUGUGGUGCAAACAUAUCCUGUAGCUGCGACAGUCCUACAAAUACAGGAAAUGACGUCAUUCGUAUUCACUGUUCUUAGUUAACAUGUCUCAACUAAAAUAAUCCCUGUCUAGUUUCAGGUCCAUACCACAAAUACACAAGGUAGAAAGAACAAGUGUUUCAACAGGACUUGAACACAAUGAUCAUGUUCAUCCUCAUCCUGUGUGCCUUGUCAAGAGAGGCCAUGGUCCAAACCACAGCCAAGAAGAUUUUUCCAGCAAAGAUCUAUUGGACUUCUACAGGAACGAUAAUGGAGGGAAGUGACCUUGUGGUAAAAUGUAGUACACAUGGGCGCAAGGAAGACAAAGUGGCAUAUGUUUACUUGUGCAUUAACGGAGUUGCAGUGGAUCAGAAGAGAACUAUACAAGAAGACACCCUUUUUACCAUGAAAAGUGUUACUGGCCAACAGAGUGGCAAUUACAGCUGUGUGUUCUCUAAAACCCUGUAUCCAUUCUCUGAAGUGCAGGGAAAAGGAGAUAAUUCACUUUCCAUCCAGGUGAUGGACCGUAUACUCCCUGCAGACAUAUCACUUGCAGGCUCAAGAACUGUGAGAAAGGGAGAUGGUGUGGAGUUUAAGUGUACGAUCUCAGACCCAAGUUUUCAAACAAAAAAUACCAGUGACUUAGUUCACGCUUACCUCAGCAAGUAUGGCUCUGUUGUUCAGAUCCAGGUGUUUGACGUCGAGAGCACGGAGGUAACUUUUACGAUUAAAAGUUUUAAUAAGAACGAUGCAGGUAACUACAGUUGCGUGAUUGAUCUGCAAUCAAAAACCCUCAAAGACAAAGACAGAACAUUUUAUGGAAAUAAUGCAGUAUUUCUACAGGUUAAUGUGUCCUGGAGUCACUUAAUCCCACUCGUGUCCUGCGUCUGUUUUCUUCUGAUCUCAUCACUGAUAGUGGGCAUAUGGUGGCUGUUCAUUAAACAAGGAGCUUUACAAUGUUAUCGUGGAAGAACACCACAACAGGAGGAGAACGAUGCGCCAAUGACAGGGGAGGGUGACGACGGAACGUCAAGCGUGGAGGAAGAAUCCAGUGAUGAAUUUGCCUGUGACAGUGAGGCCAGUGGGGAGGAGUACCAGAAUCUGGGUGAGAAAUGUUUAGGUGUUGAGAUUGAGACAUACAAUGAGCUGGAGGAUACCACCUACCAAGAAAUUCUGGUGAGCUGUUGAAACACGGAAAAUUAAACACGUUAUGGUGCGUGUUCAAGAUGCAGCCAAUCAAGGCCCAGAUGCAGAAAGAUAUGUAUGCUAAGUCAUGCAAGAAGACCGGACGUCAUCAAUACAUGCCUUAAUCAUUAUUAGAUCUGCAUUAUUUCAAAGCAGUACUGCAUGUGUACUUCAUGGUUACAGUAUCUAUAAUGAUGUAUUUUAUGUAUUGUGUAUUCAAUGUGUGUCUUCCGUUGGACUACUCCUUGCAUGUUCAAGUUGACGAUGAUGCCAAAUUGUCUGGUGACCUGACAUUUGCGAUGCAUUCUAUUAAAUCUUCCGUGGAAGAUAUUUAAAAAACGGAGUCAUUUUAAAGUACCACAUUCAGUAUUAUUGCUGGAUAUACUGUUGUAUUCUCCCUCUUAUAAAAUAUGUUUUAAUGUUCUCGAACUGUGAAUGUGGUGUACUUCUUUCUUGGAACUGAAAACAAAUACAAUCGUCUUAUAGGCGCAGU